Messenger RNA from Drosophila teissieri, 2226 nucleotides. RefSeq names its product neprilysin-4-like. Gene Ontology annotation, cellular component: plasma membrane. The record is from RefSeq and is a predicted model, not a curated record. The transcript has 2 exons. NCBI's taxonomy places the organism in Eukaryota, Metazoa, Arthropoda, Insecta, Diptera, Drosophilidae. Bases 1 to 2127 code for a protein of 708 amino acids. Gene Ontology annotation, biological process: protein processing. Gene Ontology annotation, molecular function: metalloendopeptidase activity.
AUGCUAAGGGCACUUAAAGCCAAGCACAAGACUAUGAAACUGCUCUACAUUUUGAUUGCUGGCAACGUUUUAAGUGCGCUGGUCCUAGCGGCCCCCACAGACGAGGAUGCUCUCAACCAGGACACGCCCUACAUCAAGGAGCUACUGCGUCAAGCCAAAGCUGCUGAGAUCGAGAGCUUUUUGGACCAGAAGACGGAUCCGUGCAAGGAUUUCUACGCCUUCUCCUGUGGCAACUACAAACGCAUCAACUCGGCUUUGAACUUGCAGAAGGACAGCACCGGAUUAUUCGAAACUCUGAAAAACGGUCUCAACCGGAAGAUCCUGAAGAUGCUCAAGACACCCCACGAUACCCACGACACUCCGGAGGACAUUCAGGUGAAGCACUUCUACGAGUCCUGCCUCGGGAUUAAGGAGCUCAAGUUCAAAGAAAAGCUGAAGCGGAUCAUUGCCGAAUUUGGAACAAUGCCGAUGCUCGAGGGAUCCUCCUGGCAGGAGGACGACUUCGACUGGGUGGAGACUACUGCUCGCAUCAACCACCGAUACGGAAUUAUAGGAAUUAUAGGAGUAGAGGUGACCACGGACAUGCUCAAUAACCAAAGAAACAUCAUCUACGUAGUUCGGCAGGAAUUCCAACUAGAAUCACGUGGCAUGUAUUUAAACAACGAAACGGCAUUCUACCGCCAAAAUUAUAAGGCUGGACUCCAGUAUUUUUUUGAGGGAAUCUUAGAAGUUGAGAAGGAAUUGGCAAUGAAAACGGCCAAGGAAGUGCUUGACUUCGAGGUGGAAUUGGCCAAUGGACUUGUGGACAAUAAGGAACACCACGACUUAAAAGACCAGCUCGAACUUCUAACUGUCGCUGACUUGCGCAAGAGAUAUGCCCCCACCAUCGACAUAGAGAAAUUGAUAUUCGUGAGCAUGGGAGAGGAGAUUUCCGACCAGAUCUACGAAUUCAAUAGGCGUUAUCAGCAAAAUGUGGUCGAAGUGAUUAAGCGUACGCCAAAGCGCACUGUUGCCAACUAUAUAUUCUAUCGUCUGAUAUGGAAGUUUUUGGUGAAAUCAGGGAAGUCUUCGACCACGCUGCCAAAGCUCUGUUUGACCUACACCAAGAAGUACUUCGCCAAGAACCUGGACAAUAUGGUUUACCGCCGAUACAAAAACGAGAAAUCCUCUAGAGAAAUGGACAACAUGUGGCAUCAAUUGAAGUCCACCUUUAGGGAGGCCUUGCUAUCCAGUCCGGAGCUAGACUGGAUCGAGCGAUCCACUCGAAAUCUUGCCAUCGCUAAGUUGGAGGCUAUGACACUGGAGCUCAACAACUACUCUAAGGAGAACUUAACCGAAGACUUUGCGGACCUCAAUUUGCAAACCACAGACUAUAUCGAGAAUCUGCGUCAGGUUUUCCAGCUGGGUGCAAAGCAAAUGCGGCAACUGUUUCGCCAGCCGCCGAAACCAAUAGAAGAAGCCGAAAUUUUAAGUUACACCCCGGCCAACAACCCGAUAGAGAACACCAUCAAGGUUCCGGUUGCCAUGUUACAGCCCUUCUACAUUUGGUCCGAUGUCUACCCCAAUGCGGUUAAGUUCGGAACCCUGGCCUCCCUAAUUGGACACGAGUUAAUCCACGGAUUCGACGACAGGGGACGGAAGUUUGAUGACAAGGGAAUCUCGACGGAUUGGUGGGAUGAGAAGUCCAGCAGCAACUUCCUGAAACGAAGGGAAUGCUUCACCAAGCAGUACGGCCGGUAUGUGUACGAUGGAAUCCAGCUGAAGGAGUCAACCGCGCAGUCGGAGAACAUUGCGGACAAUGGGGGAACACGGCUGGCCUACGCAGCCUACCGCAAAUGGUUUGAGUCGCAAAUCACAAAUAGCUCGAGUGUCAAUCAGGUCCUGGCCAAGGAGACCCUGCCCAACCUGCGAUACUCCGCCAACCAGCUCUUCUUCAUCAGCUUUGCGCAGGUCUGGUGCAACGAUGUACAUCCCAGUCUGAAGGCCCUGCAGGUAUCAACCGACGAACACACGCCAGCAAAGUACCGUGUUAUUGGAACCUUAUCCAACUUCAAGGAGUUCUCGAAAGAGUUCAACUGUCCAGCGGGAUCUGCCAUGAAUCCCUGCGAGAAAUGCAUACUUUACUAGGUUAUGUAAUAGUAAAAGCAAUGUUCCGCCACUUCAAUUUUAUUUGUUGGUAACUAUUUACUUUGUGAAGGAUGUGCACUUUUAGUAAUGGUUAUCUUA